Messenger RNA from Leopardus geoffroyi (Geoffroy's cat), 2659 nucleotides. RefSeq names its product transmembrane 4 L six family member 4 (gene TM4SF4). The coding region runs from base 1838 to 2446 and encodes 202 amino acids. NCBI's taxonomy places the organism in Eukaryota, Metazoa, Chordata, Mammalia, Carnivora, Felidae. Gene Ontology annotation, cellular component: membrane. The transcript is spliced from 5 exons. The record is from RefSeq and is a predicted model, not a curated record.
UUUGGCUUGUUGUUAAAUUUAUUAAUUAGAUGUUCCAAUUUUUGUUGCAUUAAUCUUGCUUUCUCAAAAGACUUGGAAAUUAAAAAUCCUUCUAAUUUUUAUUGGAAAGAAAACUGUGGAAGGAAACUGAGGUGUGGUGCACAGUACCCUUUACUAGCAUCUAUUCGCUCAGAUAUUGUAGACCGGCAAUUCCGGUUGCUAGUCUGAAAAGUCUAGGAGGUCAAGGUUGUGUUGACUAGUGUUAUUCAAAUGCCAUAAUGGGAAAUUCUAGGGACCAAAGGCCCUGGCAAAAGAAAGAAGGCUUCCAGGACCCGGGCGGGGGGGGGGGGGGGGGGGGGGUGCUGCCUAGCUUCAAGGUGGCAUCAAUGAUGAUUAAUUCAAGCCUUACAUUUCUAGAACCUUGUCUUCUUCUGUGGGAUUACUCUCAAGACUCCCUGUCAAAAACUGGAGGGUUAUAAAUAAAGCGCAUCUGCACCUGCUUGGAGUGUUGGAAAAUAACUUCCAGAAAAGUGAUAACAGUCCUUAUCUGUUGGUGGUGGGAGCACAGUUGGUUCUCCUUUUCAUCCUUCUGUUUGUCUGUAUAUCUGACUUUUUAACCUAAAUAAAUGAAUACUUAUAGGGUUUGUAAUAAGGGGACAAAAUCAAAAUUAUUGUUCAGAAGGAAGUAUGUCCCACUGUUUCCAUAUACUUUGCACAUAGUGACAUUCUAUUGUUUAUAUUGAAAAGAUAAUCUUUUUUUUUUUUUUUUUUUUUUUUAAUUUCUGAAAAGGAACAUCUAUUAGGGAGACCAUAGCCCAGGUUUCGGCAACAUAGCAUCUUGAUUUAUAAUCUUAGCUCCUUGCCUUAUUACGCUGGAAUGACCUUGCAAAAUGUACUUUACUUGUCUGAGCCCGAGUGUCUUCACCUAUAGAGGGGCAUGAUAUCCUCUUCACGGAAGAUGAGGAGCAUUUAAAGUGCUCUUUGUAGGGCGCCUGGGUGGCUCAGUCGGUUAAACGUCUGACUUUGGCUCAGGUCAUGAUCUCACGGUUUGUGGGUUUAAGCCCUGUAUCGGGCUCUGUGCUGUGUGCAGCCUGCUUGGGAUUGUCUCUCUCCCUCCCUCUCUGCCUCUACCCCCACUUGUGUGCUACAAAUAAAUAAAUAAACAAACUUGAAAAAAAAUAAUAAUCAUUCUGAUUUUAUCCUUUAAAAAAUUUUCUAGGUCCGGGCCCAGUGAUACCCAAUGAGGCCAUCAAAUUGUUAUUUUCGUAUUGAGGAAAACAGAAGCUCUUUUGGAUAAUUCUUUUGCAUUCCAGGCUUUCAGUGGAAACAAAAAGACACACACUGUAGACCAUUAAGUACUUGUGAGACAUGAUUUUAGGAUGCAACUCAAUUAUACAGUGAUUACGAAGAGCCUGGGGGAAAUAUUUCCUUAUCUGGGUAGUGACAUUGACAGAUUAAAGGUGCACAAAUUCUAAAUGCUGUUUGUUCCAGCCCUGUGUUCGAUUGCAACAAUGUGAGUGUCUUGCCUGUGUUGGUGGAUUAUUAACAGAGGUUAUUGGUCUCCAUGGCAAAAUUAUUGCUCUGCGCAUAAUCUCAUUUAUGGAGUGCAGGAAAAAAAAAAAAGGACUUCAGGUCAGGGAGAAUGUAUAAAUGUCCAUCGUCAUCAAGGGUGUGCUACAUUUGAGAAGCAGAAGCAACUCCAAGGACACAGCUCACAGGCUGAUUUGGCUCUCAGCUCCAAAAUACGGAUUGAACUGGGGACAUUUACAAGGACGCUCUGGCUGAGAACUCUGAAGAGACCCCGUGAAGGAGGCCCUGAAGAGCCUUGUAUCGCAGACCUGUAUUGUGCUUCCCCAAUAUGUGCACGGGGGGCUGCGCCAAGUGCCUGGGGGGCACCCUCAUCCCCCUCGCCUUGUUUGGCUUCCUGGCUAACAUCCUGCUAUUCUUCCCUGGAGGAAAAGUGAUAGACAAUAACGACCACCUUUCUGAAGAGGUCUGGUUUUUCGGAGGAAUAUUAGGAAGCGGGGUCUUGAUGAUUUUCCCUGCGCUGGUGUUCCUGGGCCUGAAGAACAAUGACUGCUGUGGAUGCUGCGGCAACGAGAGCUGUGGGAAGCGCUUCGCGAUGUUCACCUCCACAAUAUUUGCUGUGAUUGGAUUCUUGGGUGCUGGAUACUCAUUUGUCAUCUCAGCCAUCUCAAUCAACAGGGGUCCUAAAUGUCUCAUGGACAAUAGCACGUGGGGCUACCCCUUCCACGAUGGGGAUUACCUCAAUGAUGAGGCGUUAUGGAGCAAGUGCCGGCAGCCUGCCGAUGUGGUUCCCUGGCAUCUGACCCUCUUCUCCAUCCUGCUGGUCAUAGGCGGAGUCCAGAUGCUUCUCUGUGCCAUCCAGGUGGUCAACGGCCUCCUGGGGACCCUGUGCGGAGACUGCCAGUGUUGCAGCUGUUGUGGGGGAGAUGGACCAGUUUAAAUCUCCUUGGUGAGCUGUUCUAACUCGACGGCAGUUGGGACGUUACACUAAACUCAUUCUUUUUUCUGGGGUUGGCACUCCCCAUCUGCUUCCCUGACAAAGUUUAGGGACAGCGGAACUAUCCUUUCCACUUUCCAAGACAGCUUAGCUCACGGCUUAGCUCAACUUAGAUGUUUAUGCUAUUUUCAAAUAAAAAAUAGUUUAGCCACUUCA